Oryzias latipes (Japanese medaka) is the source of this 3559-nucleotide messenger RNA. NCBI's taxonomy places the organism in Eukaryota, Metazoa, Chordata, Actinopteri, Beloniformes, Adrianichthyidae. The record is from RefSeq and is a predicted model, not a curated record.
AUGGAAAAGCAAUGCUUCCUGGCAGCUCAGGAACAAGCCCUGGGUACCAGAGCAAUAGAGAUUCAGAUCUACCUCACCAGACAAGACUCAAGGUGUAGGCUGUGUAAAGAGGUGCCUGAAACUGCAGGGUAUAAGAUGCUGGCAGGUGGGAGUGAUGCGUCAUCGGCUCUCUCCAGACCAACACAACACUGGGACUCUAAAAUAUCCUUGGACAGUUUAAGGACCAGUGUGGAGGUGAAAGAAAACCAGGAUGAGAAACACCAAAGAGAUCAUGACACCUUACAAAAGCAUUGCCCUUCAGCUCUUUGUACAAACAUCUACACAACUGCACCACGAGAACUAAAGAGGAAACAGUCUGUGCUGUUUGGAAAAGAUCACCAUCAGAGCACCUUGGCCUGUAAAAGAUCCGCCUGGGCUGUCACCCAAAAGAAUGCGCUGGUCCACUUAAACGAGUUAAAACCAGGUCUGCGGUAUGAAAUCAUGUCAAAAAGCGGUCCACUCCAUGCCCCAGUGUUUUCUGUUGGUGUGGAGGUUAAUGGAUUCCACUUUGAGGGUUUUGGCUCCACAAAAAAGCAGGCCAAGAUGCGGGCUGCAGAAUUGGCUCUGCAGUCUUUCAUCCAGUUCCCAAACGCCUCGCAGGCCCAUGCAGUAAUGGGGAACUUCACCAACGCAAAUGUGGAUUUUGCAGCAGAUAAACUAAGCCUUUCUGACACCUUCCUGACAGAAUUUGAACCUUCUCCCUUUGAAACCUGUGACCUCUUGCAUUGGAACACAAAGAAGGAAAUUUUGAACAGUAUCUGCAACUACAGGCAACUUAUUCGGUUCACUCUGGACUUGAAUUCCUCUGCAAACCCAAAAGGACAAAGCUUCAGCACGUUGCUGUUACAGCACCUCAGCCCAGUGGCGCUGCUCAGUGUGCUGCGACCAGAGCUCAGGUACAUAUGUCUGACAGAAACAGUUCAUGGCAGGCCCAAGAGGAACUUUAUUAUGGUGCUAAGAUUAGAAGGACAGCUGUUUGAAGGUUGUUGUUCCAGCAAAAGACUGGCCAAAGAGCGAGCAGCAGCAGCAGCCCUAGAUUCUCUUUACAGAAUCAGCCUGGGACCAGAGAGGAAGAUGAUGGGAAUUCAGAGCUGUAAUAAUCGGCUACCUCAGUUGUUUGCAGAGUCAGUCUAUCACCUGGUGAGGGACAAGUAUGCACAGCUGACUGAGUCAUCCUCGCAUGGUCGGCCCAAGGUGCUGGCUGGGGUAGUUAUGAGCAGAGGAUUUGACAUCAGCUCAGCUCGGGUUGUGUCUUUGGCCACUGGCACUAAGUGUUUGGAUCUGGAGGAUGAGAGCGACAGUGGACGUAUUCUUAGAGACUGUCACGCUGAGGUCAUCAGCCGGAGGGCGCUGGUUCGCUUUCUUUACGCUCAGCUGGAGCUGCUGCUUUGCAUGCCAGACGCUGGCAAAGAGCAGUCGAUCUUUGUUAGAAAUAAAGACAACACCUUCCGGCUGCAGGAGGGCAUCCUCUUCCACAUGUACGUCAGCUCAUCCCCCUGUGGAGAUGCUCGACUCAACUGCCCCUAUGAAACCACAGCUGCAUAUUCCAGCAGGAGGUUUCGCUUUCACCUCAGGGUAAAGGCCAGCGGUGGCGAGGGGACGCUGCCCGUCUCUGCUCGGAGAUCCAGUCAGACAAGGGACUUUGUGUUGCCGGGUAAAGCUUUGCUCACCAUGUCCUGCACUGAUAAACUGGCAAAGUGGUGCAUUGUGGGCAUGCAGGGGGCGCUCCUGUCCCACCUGGUGGAGCCAAUUUAUCUGCACAGCCUAACCGUGGGCACGCUCUGCCACACUGGACAUCUAGCCAGAGGCAUGGCUCGCCGCCUCACCCCUGUCAAACACCUGCCCCUCCCCUACAGACGACAGCAGCUGCUGCUAGCCUGUUUGAGCAGCAGGAAUGUUCGACCUGCAGGAAAAGCUCCCAGCAUUAGUCUAAACUGGAGCUGUGGGGACCGAGGCCUGGAGGAGGUGAGCACCUCCUCGGGGAGGAGGACGGACUCGGGGACUCCGUCACGGCUCUGCAGGCACUCGCUGUUCACCCGCUGGCUGCAGCUGCAGAGGCAGCUAAAUGGACCAGUCUCAGGUUUACAAGCAUCCACAGAAUCUUUCUCUGCAUGUAAAAUGUCCGCUGAACGGUACCAGAGGGCGCUGCGGCGAUUUGGUAGCGCUCUGAAGGCUGGAGGUCUGGGAGCGUGGUACAGGAAACCCCUGAAGUCGGGUCACUUCAGUGUCACUGUGUGAGGACAGCUUCUGUACACAGACUUUCAGCCUUUGACGGCUUACAAUUGAGAUUAUGGACUGACUCAGAAGCCCUAAGAAAAUCUCGAUGAGCUCCUUUAUUGAUCUGUGUUUGUCUGAAAAUGUCAGAUCUGCAGGAACAUACAGCUAAGCAAAAUUCAGGAACCAAAUGUAACCUCUAUGGAAGCAGCAUCAUUCUGGACUGUUUGUUCCUCAGAAUGAUCACAGCUUAUGAAACUUUCUUUCAUAAUAUUGAUAAAUAUUCAUAAAUACGAAAGCUGAGUAUUCUUAACUUACUUUGAAACUGUUUUUUUGCAAUUAUUUGAUGCUUUUUUAACUCUUAAUCUGGGUUGUAAAUGUAAAAGGUCAAGUCUGUAGCUUUUGUGAGCCCAAAUUUGAAGUUCUGGCUGUACAACUUCUGGAAUUUCCUUUAGAGAACUUACAAAAACAGAGUUUGGUUAGGUACAAUUAAGCAGAUAAAAUAACCAGUUUGAUUUUUAUCCUAUUUAGUUUACUCAGCCGCUCCAUGCUGGGCUGUGGUUGGGUUAUGUUGUUGGAUCCACAGCAGAGUUCUGUAAACUCAAAUAGUUCCUGAAAGAAGUGAAAUGUUUGUUUUUAGUGAUUUCUCUGCUUUGGAUCAUUUUGAACUAAACGUUUUAACUGUUAAUAUUCUGUGGAGUAAUGUUUGUAGUCAGCAAUAAAGAGAGAAAUGAAAAAUCUCUAGAAUGUGGAUUUCAGACAUUUUUGAACAUGAAUCUCAAACUUUCUGGAGUAAAAUCUGUUUUGUUGUUGUUUCUUUAAACUUUGGGAUUUGACUAUUUGAAUUCAAAUUUCACACAAAUGUUUUGUUCAUGUUUUUGUGUUGUUGUCAUGUGAGCUGAAGGAAGCUGCAACACAAAUGGAAUCAGUGACGUCACAAUCAAAGACUUUCUGUGUUUGUUCUACACAGAAACAGGAAGAGAAGAAACUGAAGGAGAAGAUUGUGUUUGUAGAAAGAAGAAUAUUUACAACGUUGUUUUCUUUCUUUUUGCUUCAUUUGACAACUUUGGAUUGAAGAUUUGUGUUUUCAUUUCUUUGUUCUUCAGAGAAAAGUUCUUUCUGAUCAUUUGACAAUAAAAACAUCCUGAUUCUUUUGUCUUCAUUCCAGAGUUUGUGUGAAAUCUGAUGAAAAAAGUUGGAAUAAUAUGAGGGAAGAACUGAGGCAGUUUUCCUGGAACUCCAGAAAUGACCCUUAAAACACCAAAUGUCAUCAAUGUGUCCCAAUAAAGGAAUUUCAAAGUUUAAA